Miscanthus lutarioriparius is the source of this 567-nucleotide messenger RNA. NCBI's taxonomy places the organism in Eukaryota, Viridiplantae, Streptophyta, Magnoliopsida, Poales, Poaceae. The record is from the annotation of a GenBank genome assembly.
AUGAACCUCAUCCCACGCACCUUCCGUGGCGCUCAUCACAGCUUCAAAGACACGAACUGGCCAUUGCUGGUUGGCUUCUGCAAUCCUAUUAGCGGUGAGCACCACGUUCUCCCGCCUCUGGAGUUCCACGAUGCCAAUGUCUACUUCAGCAAGUUCGCCAUCAUCACAGCAGCCGACAGCAACGAUGGAGAGCAGCGGGGCAACAUGUUCUCGCAGUUGCUCAUCAUCAGCCAAUGUCCCCAGUCCGAUGCGGUGUACCUCCACUCAUACUCUGCCUCUACGCGUUUCUGGAGCGCACCCACCAAAUGUCUGGACAAACAUCGCUUCUCCAUGGGCGGCGCGAGGUGGUAUCACUUCAACAAGGGAUCGUUGCUCGUGGUGUAUGACAACAACGCCGUCUUUGUCCUCGACCUUGAGGAGAAGGUGAUGGAAAAAGUUAAGGAUUGCUUGCUGCCCCAGAGUGACAAUCAGGGUCGGGUGUUUGUGCACUACGAGAUGGGCUUGGUGAACUUCUUUGGGUCUCGCCGUCCUGCUUUCCUAUUGGAUGAUUUGGAAGCACAGGAAUGA